Molecule: messenger RNA, 1033 nt
Organism: Pomacea canaliculata
Lineage: Eukaryota; Metazoa; Mollusca; Gastropoda; Architaenioglossa; Ampullariidae
Product: 4-coumarate--CoA ligase 1-like
Exons: 5
Coding region: 151-903 (250 amino acids)
Biological process (GO): acyl-CoA metabolic process; fatty acid biosynthetic process
Molecular function (GO): fatty-acyl-CoA synthase activity; fatty acid ligase activity
Source: RefSeq, a predicted model, not a curated record
UGCAUAUCAAAUCAUAAUUUGUGAAUGUCAAGAACAACAGGGGGUAUAUACAGUCACUCCUUUAGCAGUCGAAGAAUCAGUUUUCUAGGGUAGAAGACGGUGUCCUUACGUUUGCAGACUGUUAAGAAGAAAAUACAAAAAAAAAGAAGAAUGUUUGGACUGUCUGCUGAUGACACCGUAACGUCUCGAUUACGUUACUGGAGUGUGACGUCACCAGAGACUCUGGCGUUUGUCUACGUCACUCCUGACGGCCAGCGGUUUGUUUACACAAGGAAGGAGCUGUUCUCUAUGUCACGCAGAGCGGCCAGUUGGCUUCAUAAGCGAAACGUGUGCAAAAAUGACGUCGUUCUCUGCCUCGUUCCGACAUCACCAGAGCAGAUGCUUAUCGCCUUUGGAACGGCGUUGCUAGGGGCGACAGUGAUGUGUACAGAAGUGCAGUACAGAGACGGAUCCGACAUUUUGCCUUUGAUGAAAACCGGUGACGUCACGGCCGUGGUUGUGGACGAGACAGACCAACAAGCCAUCGCCGCCCUACAGACCUUCAUCACCAACUUGUCUGCUCCAUCGGUCAUCAGCGAAGCCGUUCCGUCGUUAAAAUCUGUUAUCUUCUGUAAUCGCUUCUCGCAGUUGUCCUUCUUGGUAGCUGUAGCCGCUGAGGAAGAAGGAGACCUUGCUGACGUCAGUCCUGAUGAUGUUACGACGAUUUUCUCGACCUCAGGUAGCUCAGGGCAACCGAAACUAGUGGCCAGAACGCACAGGGAGGUCAUGACCAUGGGGCUAAGUUAUUACCAAUGUAGCCUCCUGACAGAGUCAGGACUCAAGACGGACGUCCACUACAACCCCAGCUCAUUUGGUUGCGAUAUAUUUUACGAGCGGGCAGACGAGAGUAGCUACGUACGUUAAAGGAGCUCCUCCAAUUGAUGAGGCCAAGUUCUUGAUGGACUUGUUGAAGAAAGAGUCCGUUGACAGCGCAGUGAUAUUACCGCCAACAAUCAAGACCCUACUGGCACGCGCUGACCUCUUGCAGUGUGAC